GAAGAUUAUUGCUUUUGUACAAAGCAGCGACUACACUGCGACAAUAUUGUAUGAUGGAUGGACCAAUUGUUCAAGUUAAACAGGGUAAAUUACGGGGUGUGAUAGAAAAUAAUAUCGAAGGAGGAAAAUAUUUUUCUUUCCGAGGUAUUCCUUUCGCUGAGCCUCCAGUUGGAAAUUUAAGGUUUAAAAAACCCCAACCUCCUAAAUCAUGGAGUGGCAUAAAACUUGCCGUGGAUGACAGUAAAGUUUCAGCACAAUCUGAUGAGUUGGAAAAAGCCAUAAUUGGCGGAGACGAUUGUUUGUAUUUAAAUGUAGCAACAAACAGCUUUACCGAAACUCGACCUGUCAUAAUCUGGAUACAUGGCGGAAGCUUUUGUAAAAGCUUUAAUAGUUUUAAAAAGUAUGGCCCAGAUUAUCUAUUAAAAAAGAACAUAGUAUUUGUCUCUGUGAAUUAUAGGCUUGGAAUUUUAGGAUUCUUAAAUAUGGAGCACGAAGAGUGCGAAGGAAAUCAGGGAUUACAAGAUCUAAUAGCUGCUUUAAAGUGGAUUCAAAGCAAUAUUAAUGCCUUUGGUGGCGAUUCCAAUAACGUAACUAUAUUUGGUGAAAGCGCUGGUGGAGCUUUGGUUCACGGACUUUGCAUAUCCCCAUUAGCAAAAGGUCUCUUUAAUAAGGCAAUUACACAAAGCGGUGUUUUGUUUAACCCUUGGGCGUUUAAGGUAUCCAAUAAAGAAUACGGUUAUUCUUUAGCUAAAGAACUUGGUAAAGAGUGUUCCUCUCCUCUGGAAGUUAUUGAAUUUUUGCAAACAAUAUCAGCUGACGAAUUGAUAGAAAAAUAUGAAGCUACCAAUCAAAAGGAACUAUCGAAUUUCAUACUUUCACAAAUACCAACUACGGACAAUGAAAUGGUUAAUCCGCUCUUUCCAUUCUCACAUAGUGAAAUGAGAAAAAGGCCCAUCGUUGUACCUAUGAUAAUUGGAUAUAAUAGUCACGAAGGAAUUAUGUUGCUUGUUCAUAAUUUCCCAGAACGUAUUAAACAAAUUAAUGAUAAAUUUGAAAAGAUGAUUAUGACGUAUUUUGAUUUAAAUGCUACGGAACAUGUAUUGAAAGUUAUUCAAAUUAUUCGUGAAUUUUAUUUCGGUAGAGAUGAAAUAACGGAAAAGAAAAUAGACGAAUUAGUACAAUUUCUCGGAGAUUUAUAUUUUGUAAAUAAUAUUCACGAAGUACUUGAUAAUCAAAUGCAACACGCUUCCCCAACAUAUUUUUAUAAAUUCUCGUAUCGACCGAAUUAUCCAGGAAUGAAGCAAAAAUUGAAUAUAAAAGUCGAAGGUACAUGUCAUGGUGAUGAGAUGGGUUGCCUAUUUUAUUCCGAAAAGAAAACAGGAAAAUUAUCAAAUAAAAACGAUCGUAGAACCAUGGAACGUAUGACAACUAUGUGGACUAAUUUCGCUAAAACCGGUGAUCCAACACCAGAUAUCGAUGAGCUUAUUACAACAAAAUGGCUUCCUCUAGAAAAAAGAACAAAAAAUUGUUACGAAAUUGGUGAUAAUCUUACAUGUGGUGAAAAUGCUGAUGAUCAAAAAUGGAAAAUGUGGAAUUCGCUAUUUGAAUGUGUACAAUGAUUUAUUACUAAAUUACUAAGUACAUACUAUUUUAUACACGUUUUU
Messenger RNA from Ceratosolen solmsi marchali, 1664 nucleotides. RefSeq names its product esterase FE4-like. Bases 51 to 1619 code for a protein of 522 amino acids. The record is from RefSeq and is a predicted model, not a curated record. Lineage: Eukaryota; Metazoa; Arthropoda; Insecta; Hymenoptera; Agaonidae. The transcript is spliced from 7 exons.